Molecule: messenger RNA, 700 nt
Organism: Formica exsecta
Lineage: Eukaryota; Metazoa; Arthropoda; Insecta; Hymenoptera; Formicidae
Exons: 3
Coding region: 149-658 (169 amino acids)
Source: RefSeq, a predicted model, not a curated record
GACUUUCUGUGUGCAUGCCAAUUUCGCUAUAUAAGGAAACGACGUAGAGAUGUUCUUUCAUUCGUAAAGUGCUGUUUUUCUUGUUGAUUGCGCCUUUUCGCUUAUCUGUUCCUUUCCAUUCUCUUCAACAUUAUCUUAACAAUAGAGAAUGAAGGUACUGUUGACCGUGAUCGCAUUAUUUAUAAGCGUCGAGGCUCAUCAGGGAUGGCCAUAUAAUGGCCCUGGUAUCGGAAAUGGAAGAGGAAAUAAUCCUGGCCGAGGUCCUUGGGCAUAUCAGCAGCAACAGAAUCAAAAUAAUAUAUUUAUUUCCGAUAUCGAAUGGACGUGCCGAAAUCCGAAAACAAAUGACAUAAUGAUUAUCACCACUGACAACACACGACAACAGCAUCCUGGUAGAGGACCAUGGUGGCAAUGGCAGAAUGUUCCACCAGGACAUCAAGCGGAUCAUCACCGGCAGGGAAAUCAAUGGACACAACCGAUUAUUAUCAUUCAACAAGAACCUACAAGCACUAAUAAUAACCAAUUACCACCGCUAUUCCCGCAAACAACAGAAACUCCUAACAAUAAUGAAAACAAUUAUAAUGAUGAUAAUCAACCACAAACCACGCCGCAUUAUCACGGCGGAGAAGGAUUAAUAGAUAUUAGAAUCGCACAAUAAAAAUAUAAUUUGGAACAAUAAAUAUAUGAAGUUUCAGGUUUU